UCCGAGCGCGGCGCGGAGGAGAGCGGUUGCUUCUCUCCGACCGGCUGGAGGCUGCUGGAGGCGGGGCCGUUACCCGCCGGCAGCUCGGAGCGAGCCGGGCGGCCAGAAAGCCGGCGCGCCCGAGCGCCAUGAUUCCUCUGGAGAAGCCGGGCAGCGGCGACUCCUCCCCGGCCGCCGCCUCCGGCUCGGGCCGGGCCAGCCGGGGACCGAGCACGCCGCGCCGGCCGCCGCCGCCGGCCCGCGGGCUGCUGACGGAGAUCCGCACCGCCGUGCGCACCGAGCCCUUCCAGGACAGCUACAGCCUGAGCCCGGGCCGGGAGCUGGGCAGGGGGAAAUUUGCAGUGGUGAGGAAAUGUAUAAAGAAAGACUCUGGAAGAGAAUUUGCAGCAAAGUUCAUGAGAAAAAGGAGAAAAGGCCAAGAUUGUCGGAUGGAAAUAAUUCACGAAAUUGCUGUACUUGAACUAGCACAGGACAAUCCUUGGGUCAUUAACUUGCAUGAAGUCUAUGAAACGCCGUCGGAGAUGAUCUUAGUUCUGGAAUAUGCCGCUGGGGGCGAGAUCUUUGACCAGUGUGUGGCAGACAGAGAAGAAGCCUUUACGGAAAAAGAUGUUCAGAGACUCAUGAGGCAGAUCUUAGAAGGUGUCCGCUUUUUACACGCUCACGAUGUGGUGCAUCUUGAUCUGAAGCCUCAGAAUAUUCUGCUGACAAGUGAAUCUCCGUUGGGUGACAUUAAGAUAGUCGACUUCGGACUUUCGAGAAUCAUGAAGAAGAGCGAGGAGCUGCGGGAGAUUAUGGGCACCCCUGAGUACGUGGCUCCUGAAAUUCUUAGUUAUGAUCCUAUCAGCAUGGCAACGGACAUGUGGAGCAUCGGAGUGCUGACGUACGUCAUGCUGACGGGAGUGUCGCCUUUCCUGGGCGACAGUAAACAAGAAACGUUCCUCAACAUCUCGCGGAUGAACUUAAAUUAUUCUGAGGAGGAAUUCGAUGUUGUGUCCGAGUCGGCUGUUGACUUCAUCAAGGCGCUUUUAGUUAAGGAACCUGAAGAUCGCGCCACUGCUGAAGAGUGUCUGAAACACCCAUGGCUGGCACAGGGCAGUGCCCAGGAACCGUCCUGCAAGCUGAAAGGGGCGCCCGAGGAAGCCCAGGCCCUCCAGGAAGGCGAUUCUGUGCCUGAAAGUAACUCAGACCCUCAGACACCCGAAACCCAGGAGCCAGUCCUAACAGAGGAGUUAAUUGUAGUUACUUCCUACACUUUAGGACAAUGCAGACAGUCGGAAAAAGAGAAAAUGGAGCAAAAGGCCAUUUCCAAACGAUUUAAAUUUGAGGAACCUUUGCUACAGGAAAUUCCAGGCGAUUUUAUCUACUGAGCAGCAUCUCCCUCUAGGACUUGAAAAUUUCUACUUUGGGACCAUUAUUUAUGAACUUCUGGCCAAAUGGUACAGGUACUGAAAGUGGAUGACCAGGUGUCACUGAUAGAACCUGAAAUGACUGUCAGACUUGUGGAGUCAGAGAAAUCAAGCCAGAUCUAGUCAAGUUGCCAACCAGCAGGUUUAACGGGUAACGUCAUCUGUUUCAAUGUUCUUUUUAAGAAGGGAGAUGCUUGAGCCUUUUGUCUCUGCAUCCUGCUUCUCCCGAAUGAGCAUUUGUAUGCUGACAUAUCUGUAUUCACUUUGCUUAAAAAUCCAAGUAAAAGUGCCAAAACUAACAGC
Molecule: messenger RNA, 1709 nt
Organism: Sus scrofa (pig)
Lineage: Eukaryota; Metazoa; Chordata; Mammalia; Artiodactyla; Suidae
Gene: STK17A
Product: serine/threonine kinase 17a
Biological process (GO): protein phosphorylation; intracellular signal transduction; positive regulation of apoptotic process
Cellular component (GO): nucleus
Molecular function (GO): ATP binding; protein serine/threonine kinase activity
Source: RefSeq, a predicted model, not a curated record